Molecule: messenger RNA, 2489 nt
Organism: Ziziphus jujuba (common jujube)
Lineage: Eukaryota; Viridiplantae; Streptophyta; Magnoliopsida; Rosales; Rhamnaceae
Product: sodium/hydrogen exchanger 1
Exons: 14
Coding region: 668-2305 (545 amino acids)
Biological process (GO): sodium ion transport; regulation of pH; proton transmembrane transport
Cellular component (GO): membrane
Molecular function (GO): sodium:proton antiporter activity
Source: RefSeq, a predicted model, not a curated record
CCUGCUACUAUAUAUUGACCAAAUUAUCAGAUUCCUCUUAACGUUUAUUAUGGUACCUCUGACCAAGUGGGACCCAUGAGCCAUCCAAGUCAUCGUUUGUCAGAAAUGAUGAAGAUGUUGAAUGAAAACCUCAUCUCUCUCUCUCUCUCUCUCUCUCUCUCUCUCUCUCUCUGUGUUUAGUCUUCGUUCGCAAUAUAUCAAAGCAUGUUAUAAUUAUGCACUACAGAUUCCUCGUAUAAGAUACGUUGUCAUAUGUUUUUGAGUGACUCAUAAAAAGUUUCAGAAAAAGUUUGCAGAUAAUGUCAGCCCUCUGGAAGCUCCAACCAACGGCCAAAAAACCAUAACAAGGCUUUUUCAACAGUCACUAUCUACGAUGACCAAUUAGAGAUUUACAGCUCCACUAAAGAAAGUCAAUGGGUUUUUAUUAUGGAAGUUUAUGUGUAGAACUGGUUAUAGAGGAUCCCAACCCAUCCGUUUCAACUACCAUUCUUCCCUCCAUUUGGGUUCAAAGAGACGACCAUGAACCACUAUUAGGAGUAUAAGCUAGAAAUUGCUAGGUAGGGAAUCACUAUUUCUAUAAUUAGGAAAUUGUUUCCAUUCCAGAUAUCCAAUUCCAAACCCCAUGUUCUGAAUGCCAAGAUUCAGCUAAAAAGAUCUCCAAAACAACAUGGCUGUCCUAGAAACCAUACCAACUCAGUUACCACUACAAGUUUCAUCCUCGUUCCUCGACACCAGCACAAUUAUUGCACUGGCUGUGUUCUUUGCACUACUCUGUGCCUGCAUCAUUAUUGGCCACCUAUUGGAAGAGAAACGGUGGGCUAACGAAUCCAUUACAGCCCUUCUUCUGGGGUUGUGUGCUGGAUUGGUGGUGCUACUGUUGAGUAAGUUCCAGAGCUCGCGGUUACUACUCUUUGAUGAGGAUUUGUUCUUCCUCUAUUUGCUUCCCCCAAUCAUUUUUAAUGCUGGUUUCCAGGUCAAGAAAAAGCAAUUUUUCAAGAAUUUCACGAUAAUAUUGUUGUUUGGUGUACUCGGUACAGUAAUUUCGUUCUGCCUCAUAUCAUUAGGUGCCUUUUUGCUAUUUAGAAGAAUUGGUAUCUUAACUUUGAAAGUUGAUGAUUUUCUAGCUGUUGGUGCCAUAUUGUCAGCGACUGAUUCAGUUUGCACACUGCAGGUUCUCAGCCAAGAUGAGACGCCCUUUCUUUACAGUGUCGUAUUUGGAGAGGGAGUGGUGAAUGAUGCUACCUCGAUUGUGCUUUUUAAUGCAGUACAGUCACUAGACCUCAGCGACAUCGAUGCUAUUACAGCCUUGAAAUUGUUGGGAACUUUCCUUUACCUCUUCUUCACCAGUACAGCUCUUGGUAUAGUAGUGGGUCUAAUGAGUGCAUAUAUCAUAAAAUCUCUUUACUUUGGAAGGCAUUCUACAGAUCGUGAAGUUGCACUCAUGAUGCUUAUGGCUUAUUUAUCAUACAUGCUGGCAGAGCUGUUAAAUCUUAGUGGUAUCUUAACGAUUUUCUUUUGUGGCAUUGUCAUGUCACACUACACGUGGCACAACAUCACACAAAGCUCGAGGAUAACAACCAAGCAUGCGUUUGCUACAAUUUCAUUUAUUGCAGAAACCUUCAUAUUCCUUUACGUGGGUAUGGAUGCCUUGGACAUUGACAAAUGGAAGAGCAGCAAUUCAGGAGCAGGAACAUCAAUUGCUGUAAGUUCAACAUUGUUUGCGUUAGUGUUGAUCGGAAGGGCAGCAUUCGUUUUCCCACUUGCAAAUAUUAGAAACUGUCUACAGACGAGCGAUAGCACAAAAAUCGACUUUCCCAGACAGUUCAUAAUGUGGUGGGCUGGCCUAAUGAGAGGUGCAGUAACAAUUGCUUUGUCUUACAGCAAAUUUGCAGAAUCAAAGAAGGUAUCAACACAAGAUAGUGCAUUAAUGAUCACCAGUACCAUCAUUGUUGUUCUGUUUAGCACUCUGGUGUUUGGGUCCAUAACAAAACCACUCAUUCAAGCUGUGAUGUUGAGAAAUGCAAAGCCAGCAACUUCAGAUGCAACUGAUAUUCCAAGCCUAGAAGAUAUAAGGCUACUGUUUAUUGAAAAUGGAGAUGAUCAAAGUGAGCAGGAACGGGACGAAGAAACUAGCGGUGUCCCUAAGAGGAGUAGCUUAAGAUUGCUAAUGAGUCAUCCAACAACAACAGUUCAUUACUUUUGGAGAAAAUUUGAUGACAAAUUUAUGAGACCAGUAUUUGGUGGAAGGGGUUUUGUUCCAUUUGUUCCUGGUUCACCAAGUGGUCAAGCACAUGAGACUUCUUGAAACCAAAAAAGCUUAAUCUUGUUUUAUUUUUAUUUGUUUAUUUAUUAUUAUUAAUAUUAUUAUUAUUAUUAUUUUUUUUGUACAAAUAAAUGUAAUUGAGAGUUGCUUUUUCUUACCUGUAAAGAGGGAAUGGGAUGAUGAUAUUACCAGAAUAUUUUAAGCAAGGUUUUUCCUUUUUUUUUUU